Molecule: messenger RNA, 378 nt
Organism: Juglans microcarpa x Juglans regia
Lineage: Eukaryota; Viridiplantae; Streptophyta; Magnoliopsida; Fagales; Juglandaceae
Product: heat shock cognate 70 kDa protein-like
Exons: 2
Coding region: 1-378 (125 amino acids)
Biological process (GO): protein refolding; cellular response to unfolded protein
Cellular component (GO): cytoplasm
Molecular function (GO): heat shock protein binding; misfolded protein binding; ATP hydrolysis activity
Source: RefSeq, a predicted model, not a curated record
AUGGCCGACAGAAGGACAUUGCGCCCGGCGAUAGGGAUUGACCUGGGAACGACUUACUCUUGUGUUGGAGUGUGGCAACAUGAUAGAGUAGAGAUACUAGUUAAUGAUCAGGGAAAUCGAACGACGCCGUCAUGUGUUGCGUUCGCUGGGACACAACGCUUUGUCGGUGAUGCCGCCAAGAACCAGGUCGCCAUGAACCCCAUCAACUCCAUCUUUGAUUCAAAACGGUUGAUUGGUAGGAGAUUCAGUGAUCCCUUGGUUCAGAGUGAUAUUAACUUAUGGCCAUUCAAGGUCAUUGAAGGUUCCAAUGACCAGCCUAUGAUCAAGGUCAAUUACAUGGGUGAAAGGAGGAUAUUUACUGCCGUGGAAAUCUCAUAG